AUGGGCAGCUGGCUUCUCAGGCGGGAUUUGAUCGACAGGGUUGGCGCCUGGUACCCCUCAACAGCCUUCGACCCUGUCAUCAACAAACUGCCAGGCUACCACUGUCAGACUCUGGCCUACCCUUCCAUACAACAGGCAACUACGGUCCAAGAUUUUCAGGCAGACAUUGACACCGUUUGGAGUCUCGUGCAGCAAGAGGCUGAUAAGGGCCACGAUGUCCCCGACGGCGACAGAUGGGCGCAGGCUCUAGGCUCUCACGCCUAUGUGACGAUGACGCUUCCCGCAACCAGCUCAGCCUAUUUGCAUAUUCCUAGCAGCGAUCUCCUCUGCGAGGAAGAUUGAGACAUUCCCUUGUUUGUGCAAGAGAUGUUUGUGGAGCGGGCCCGGGCCAAGGGGGCUCGAUUUGAGACUGAGAAGGUCAAGACGGGGCCACACGCCGUGGUUGGCGGACCCAGAUUGUGUUGCUGCGUACUUGCGGCGCCAAGCAGAAGAGAUAGCGUGAGCGAGCGAAGCUGGG
Aspergillus saccharolyticus JOP 1030-1 is the source of this 517-nucleotide messenger RNA. RefSeq lists its product as uncharacterized. The record is from RefSeq and is a predicted model, not a curated record. NCBI's taxonomy places the organism in Eukaryota, Fungi, Ascomycota, Eurotiomycetes, Eurotiales, Aspergillaceae. Bases 1 to 342 code for a protein of 113 amino acids. The transcript has 2 exons.